AUGCCCAUUUGCAUGCUGGGCCCUCAUAGGGCGCUCAUGGACCUGCCGUGUUGCUUGCCGCUGUCGUCGCCCCCCAUGCGUGGGGCUCUUUUGCACGAAUAUGUGGCGUACGAUACUGCACGGAAGCAUGUUGUGUUACGACGUCGUGGGCCAGCCCCCGGAGACGGACAGCAUCAGAGAGAAAAUGCAAAGCCAAGACAAAAACCACCUGGUCAGGGCUCUACUAUGGCGAGCGGGAGACAGGACGGCACGGCGGGAUGGGCAGGAAAAUGUCCGGGGUCAAAUGCGUCGAUCCGCAACGGAACACGGCUACAUCAGCUUGCUCACGAUGCACAGAGUCCUGGACAGAAGGGUUCUAGAGACCUCUUUCCCCUAGGCCUCCUCAUGUUCUGCCUUCCCUUCCGUCCUGUUAAAAUCCCACGCCGUUCCACAAGGCUCAUCUGA
Messenger RNA from Neurospora tetraspora, 444 nucleotides. RefSeq lists its product as uncharacterized. The transcript has 2 exons. Bases 1 to 444 code for a protein of 147 amino acids. Lineage: Eukaryota; Fungi; Ascomycota; Sordariomycetes; Sordariales; Sordariaceae. The record is from RefSeq and is a predicted model, not a curated record.